Molecule: messenger RNA, 2520 nt
Organism: Caenorhabditis sp. 36 PRJEB53466
Lineage: Eukaryota; Metazoa; Nematoda; Chromadorea; Rhabditida; Rhabditidae
Source: the annotation of a GenBank genome assembly
AUGGACAUUGAACUGCUCCGUCAGUCGUGUGGUAGGCUCUGCCGUUCGAGAACCUUCCAGAAGUUUCCGACCUUUGCAGCAGUUGGAUUGGCCGUCUGCUCGAGUGUUUCGUUGCUUCUUGUCGGUUGCAAAACUGCGGAUCGAGCAGUGACUCGAAGGGAACGGAUGAAAGAGUCUUCGAGAAGAAAGAAGAAGAGAAGGGAUUCGGAACGGUCGAAGCGGCAGAAAAGCAAGAGAAAGAGCGAAAGACAGAAGAAGAGUGCUCGGAGCAGAAAGAGCAAGAGGGAGAAGAGCAAAAGAGAGAAGAGCAAAAGAGAAAAGAGCCGGAGGAGCGCUCGGAGCAAGAAGGAAAAAAAGAACAGUGCUCGGAGCAAGAAGAUGCAGAAGAGUGGAAGCACGAGAAAAGGAUCGAAGGAUGCGGAAGACGGGGACGGAGGCUCGAAUCGCUCGAAUCGCUCGAAGCGCAGUCGGCAGAGAAAGAUUGAGGAGGAGAGGGAUCGGAAAGACAGAUCGGACUCUUCGGGCAGGAAACGACGGUAUGCGGAGGGAGUGUCCGAAUGGGAACUAGCAUGUUUUCUAGGGAGGAGGAAGGACCGAGUCGACGUGGCAGUAAGAGGGAAUCUUCGCGCAGAAACUCUUCCAGAAAGUCCGGCUGUGAAGACGAUCGUGAAGGAUCUGCUCGCAAAUCGAAGUCCCGUCGAAACCAGCGAUCAGAAGGAAAUCCGAAUCGGAGUGAAGACCGUCUACAGAAGAGUUCGAGCAAGAAGAGCAAAAAGAGCGGAAAGAGCAAGAAGUUUGUUAUACUUUUCAGAUCCUUCACAAUUGAUCACUUUUCAGAUCUGUCACUAGUUCCAACGUCAAGAAGAGUUCGUCGAAAAAGAGCAGAAAGAGCCAGAAGAGUCAGAAAAGUGAGAAGAACGAGUUGAAGACCGCGAGAAGCCAACCCUCUCUGAAAACGGCGAAAAGUCAGAAUUCCCUGAAAACGGCGAAAAGUGAGAAGAAUCUGGAGACAAAGGGAAGCAAGAAGGGAUCCAAAAAGAGUAAAAGAGCCGAAUCGGCAAAGAAGAUGGUGACGGAAGAAAAUGGAAAGAAAGGGUGAGAGGAGUCGAAAAUAGAUUCAGAAGUGUUUCGACUGUUUUCAGAAAGAAACUGACUUCGAAGAAGAGUCAGAGUCUUCUGGACAAAUCUGGAAAGUCAGGAAAGACCGAGAAGUCUCUAUACAUGUAGAACUCUCCAUGAUCAUCGAACUAAUAAAAACACGAUGCGUUCUUUCUGUAUGAGUAAAAACAUGCUAUAACAGUUUUCUCUUUCGACGUUUAGUUCACAAAAUUGCCACGUGAAACACUUUGCUCUUCUCACAAACUCUUGCUCAUUUUCGAUUGAAAUCCGCUUCGAAGUAAGUUUUCCUUUGAAGAAACAUCACAAAAGAGCAGUUCAGAGGAUGCAAGACGUCAACAGUAUAAUAAUUGAUGUCCUGAGCAUUGGCUCUCACGACAAACCGAUUUGUAAAGUGAUUCAAGAAGAUCGCAUUCUGAAACUGCUGGACCAAGCAAAGGAGAUCGUCAAAAUGCAGGGAGCGCUGGUGGAAGUGGAGGCGCCGAUUAAAGUGUGCGGAGACGUGCACGGCCAGUUCCCAGACCUCGUCCGGCUCUUCCACCGGGGCGGAUGGCCACCGCUCUCCAACUACUUGUUCCUCGGCGACUACGUCGAUCGCGGCAGGUUCAACAUUGAAACGAUCGUUCUGCUAUUGGCUUACAAGGUGAUUUCUAGUCUUUGAAUGCUUCAAAGCAUCUUCAAUUCAGGUCAGAUUCGCGAAGAACUUCUUCCUUUUGCGAGGAAAUCACGAGUGUGAGUAUAUAAACAAAACGUACGGAUUUUAUGAGGAAUGCCAGAAGCGCUACCAGAGCACUCGCCUCUACGAAGCCUUCCAGGUCAGUUCCCUUCUUUCAGGGAGGUAGUUUUCAAUUCAUUAUACUUCUCAGGAUCUGUUCAACUGGCUCCCGUUGUCCGGUCUCAUUUCCGAUCGCAUUCUUUGCAUGCACGGAGGUCUCUCGCCCGAGCUGAAGUCUCUGAACGAUCUGAGAAACAUUGCGCGACCGAAUCUCGCUCGAACUGGACUCGAAGUAGACCUUCUUUGGGCCGAUCCGAUCAUCGGACUCAACGGAUUCAUGGCGAAUCAGCGAGGAGCGGGAUGCGGAUUCGGGAAAGACAUUGUCCAGAAAACGUGUGCUGACCUCAACCUCGAUCUAAUUUGCCGUGCUCAUCAGGUCGUUCAGGACGGCUACGAAUUCUUCGCUGGAAGGAAACUUGUGGUGACUCAGUCCAUUGUUUGCAUCUCUUAACUUGAAAUUCCACUUUCAGACAAUCUUCUCGGCUCCUCACUACUGUGGCCAAUUCGAUAACUGCGCCGCGUUCAUGAUUUGUGAUGAGAAACUUCAGUGCUCGUUCGAGAUUCUUCGUCCGACGACCGGCCGUCUCGAGAUCCGCGAGAAGACGCUGUUGAAGGAUGAAGCCAACUGA